Molecule: messenger RNA, 3590 nt
Organism: Anarrhichthys ocellatus (wolf-eel)
Lineage: Eukaryota; Metazoa; Chordata; Actinopteri; Perciformes; Anarhichadidae
Gene: syt14b
Product: synaptotagmin XIVb
Exons: 9
Coding region: 38-1615 (525 amino acids)
Molecular function (GO): phospholipid binding
Source: RefSeq, a predicted model, not a curated record
CACCCCCAACACUUGGUAGAGUCCGGGACGGAGCAUCAUGGCGAUUGACGGAGGGGGGAGGAACUGUGGUGUUCAUGAGCUCAUCUGUGCCAGACGAGUCUCUCCUGAGCUUCUGGGUGUCCUGUCUUCCAUUGCAGCCUUCAUGGCGUUGAUGGCUCUGUUUUUUCUUUACCUCAGCAACAAGCUGUCAGUGGAGAGUCCGGCAGAUCUGUCACAUCUCAGUGGCUAUAAGAACAACAAGCCAGAGGGAGUUUUAUCAGACAGCGAGGAGGACAAAGGCCCCGAGGCUGUGGCCCAGCAGAACACCACUUCCGCAUGGAGCAACAAAUGCAAACAGUCCACUGAGCAGGGAGGCUACAGCAGCGAAGCCUCCAGCGAACGGGCCAACAGGAUCCAGAGAAUAAAGAAAAAUUCCUCCGUCAGUGAGCCCCAGCCUCCUCCGUACCAGGACGAGGGCCCGGCGGCGCGCGUGUCCUCUCGUUCCCGAGGGGUCAGGAGGGGGUCGUCCCGCUGUGCCAGUGAGGCCAGCGAGGCCAGUGUAGACCAGGACACCGAGAGCUACCUCAACAAAGGCUGUGAGGAGGACAUACCCAGCGACAGCACCGCUGUGCUGGGACCUGAGGACGGCUCCGGUCCUCAGCUCCCUACUGCCUACGAGCCAGAGCCACUGGCCAAAUACGGCACGCUGGACGUCGCCUUCGAGUACGACUCCGGCGAGCAGUGGUUGGCAGUGACUGUCACUGCGGCGACAGACAUCCCCGCUCUCAAGCAGACGGGCAACAUCGCAUGGCAGGUCCACCUGGUCCUGCUGCCCACCAAGAAGCAACGGGCCAAGACCGGCGUGCAGAAGGGUCCGUGUCCUGUCUUCACGGAAACAUUUAAGUUUUCCAGAGUGGAACAGGAGGCCCUGGGGGACUACGCUGUUCGCUUCCGCCUGUACAGCAUCAGGCGGAUGAAAAAGGAGAAAGUCCUGGGAGAGAAGGUGUUCUACCUGACUAAGCUCAACCUGCAGGGAAAGAUCGCUCUACCUGUCACCCUGGAGCCGGGCUCUGAACUCACAGGUUGCGGCUCUGUUGUGAGCGUUUCUCGCAGUGCAGGAGCUCUGUCCUGCCGCUCUACUGAAGACUCUUCCCUGCCAGAGGUCCUCCUGGGUCUCCUCUACAACUCCGCCACGGGUCAGUUAUCGGCUGAGGUCAUCCAGGGAAGCCACUUCAAAACCACAGCGUCCGACAAACCCGUCAACGGCCUGUUCUGUUGUAUAAAACACUUCGUAGGGGGGCAGCUUUAUAUCAUGAGAGACACCUACGUGAAGCUGACCAUGCUGGACUCAAAGGGGAAAGAGAUGUCCAAGUGCAAGACGGCCGUGUGCCGCGGCCAGCCCAACCCCACCUACAAGGAGACCUUCUUGUUCCAGGUGGCGCUCUUCCAGCUGUCCGAGGUGUCUCUGGUGCUGUCGGUGUUCUGCCGCCGAAGCAGCAUGAGGCCCAGGGAGAGGCUGGGCUGGGUCUCCCUGGGCCUCAACAGCACCGGCGAGGAGCAGCAGAGCCACUGGACAGAGAUGAAAGCGGCGGAGGGACAGCAGGUCUGCCACUGGCACAGCCUUACCGACACAUAGGGGGAAGAUUUAGGAAGACUGACAUUGACAACAUUCCCUGGACGGUCGGAGUCUGUGGGGAGCAGGAGGCACCUUGUGAGAUGUGUGUGUGUGUGUGUGUGUGUGUGUGAUGUGUGUGUGUGCUGCAUACAGGUGUGAGAGCGGGCAUGGGUUCCCCGGUCUUCACUGCCAGGGCCGUCAUGCAUUAAUCCCCUUUAAUCUGACUGACUUUAUUGGUGGAGGUGUAAACACCAGCGCCAGCCUUUUUUUAUUGACGCACAGAGGCAGACUGAAAAUGAAUUGCGUUAUAAUUACUGAACAAACCAAGAACAGGAGGAGGUUUUCCAGUAAUGCUGCCUACAGCGAGAUCUGCAUGUACACCAACUGUUUACAGGACAAUGCAAGACACUUCCAAACAUUUCCCGUCUCUGAAUCUUGGACCAAAGAGCUCGGUCCGUGACUAGCAAGACUCCUCCCCGUCUCUGCUGGGCUUCUCUGGACUUCAGCUGCCACCAGCAUACCAGACAUUUCUCUAUCAGUCAUAGCCAUUGACAGAAGAGGAGGCAAUGGAACAAAAAGACUGUUACAAAAGGGCCUAUAAGAUGCUGCAACUAUGCUUACAAGCAAUGCUUUGUACAGUUUGUUUACAUGCACAUGCCAUUAUGCAAGAUCCUUUCAUCUGUUUCCCCUUUUAUGUUUUUCGAUUAUCAGUCAAAUGGUUUACCGGAUUUGUGGGCGUCUCUUUGGGGUAUGUGCUGCACAAAGACAGCGUUCUUUUCUUUUCUUUUUUUGUUAUGGUGGUAUUGCAUAACCCGGUACACUAUGCAUCCGACGCCACUUUCAGCGAGAGGAAUGAAAUUCUGUCUCGUGCUCGCCGAGAGUCUCUUACAGAAUUGGACACAGCUCCGCAUGCCACCGGUAUCAAAGAGCAGCUUCCUUUGCUUGUGUAAUACAGAUUGAGCCCGUUUCACCGUUCAGCCUUCUGACAACUCAGCCAUGUUCAUUCAUGUAGAAACACGGUGCUUCCCGCUGAGGAGGAAUAUGCAGAAGCCAAUUCCUCCUCCAAUAAACCUGGCCGUCUCUCUGAGGACUGAGGCAGCGCCGAUAACAGCGGUGCUAAGGCCGGGAAUUGAGCUGGAGUGGCAAAAGGAAAUUAUUGCAAAAAAGAUGGAUUAUUGAAUAAAGGUUAUAAUAAAUUAAAACGUUGUCCCGACGUGUGAGGAAUCUGGUUUUCUGUUAUCAUCUGGAACAAAGCCAGUCUUUAACCGUCAUCAGACAAAUUAAAAUGAGUCAGAAAAUCCCCCCAAAGACUUCUGAAGGCUACACAGCCACACCCCAUGUCCCAGUGAAAAGUACGACUACCUCCCUCAUCUCUCUGCUGGCUGAAGCUCGAGGGUGUGGGAUGCAUUCUUCUUCUCCUCGUCCCAGUGAUGUCACAUCUGAACCCCCUCCUCUGGGUUUGGGGCGCUGCAAACCACACCUCGCUCCGUCAGUCCUCCCGCAGGGCCACAUUUCUUCAAAGUCAAAUUGUAUUCCUUGUAAAAAAAAAAAAAAAAAAAAAUACAAACAUUGCUGGGAAACAAUGUUUAUCUGGCAUUGCUGCCAGAUAAACAAUUGGCUUUUUCCGGUUGGUAAACGUUGGUAAUCUAAGACUCACGAAGUCUGAACUACUUAAAAAAAAAAAAUCUUAUACACACCAUUAAACUGAGGCGGGAUUGACGUUACAAAGCUGUGCAGUGAAUGUUGUCACUACCACAUUGCAUUGUGGGAUAUUUAUGCAGGGGUAGUGUCCAGUGUUUGCAUACAGUAAUAUUUUAAAAUAAAUAGUAUGCAAUUUCCGUAUUAAGGUUUCGCACCACCUAAAAAUCUCACAUGGACCUACUGUUUCAGCAUUCUUAAUAGUAUGUUAGUAUGGAAUUAAGUGUGUCCCAAUAUAUAGUAUGUCACAUACAAUAAGCCAAAAAUACCAGGGUGUGCCACUGCAUCUGGUCACAUC